ACAGUCUGAGGUGUCACUUCUGGAUGUCACCCCUUCCUCCCAAUCCCCUCCAUCGACCCAAACCGCGCAGCCCUAGGAGGAGCCUAGACAUCCUCCUCUCCCCUAGCUGCAGGGGAUUGUGGUGCGUAAACAGGAUUAACUCUCUCUCUUCCGCCCACGCUGAUCUCCACCCGUAGCCUGCAGGCUGGAGCGAGGGGCAUGGGGAGACUCGGGGCCUCGCCGCGGUCCCCGAGGUGCGCUUCCCCUCCCCGUGGGGCGGGAGGCCACAGCCUCGGGAGCAGCUCCAGAGCCCCUGCGGACUGCUGCUGCGACGGCGGCGUGGGCUCCUAACGGCAGCCUUCCCCCCGCCUCCUCCUCCUCCUCCCCCUACUCGCGCUUCCUCUCCGCCCACCGCCCUCCAGCCGCCGGGUCACCGCCCGCGCUCUCCUCCGCUCUCCGCCGCCCCCCGCCGCCCCGCGCCCAGCCAUGGGGGACCUGCCCGGCCUGGUGCGCCUCUCCAUCGCGCUGCGCAUCCAGCCCAACGACGGCCCGGUCUUCUACAAGGUGGACGGGCAGCGCUUCGGCCAGAACCGCACCAUCAAGCUGCUCACCGGCUCCUCCUACAAGGUGGAGGUGAAGAUCAAGCCCAGCACGCUGCAGGUCGACCUCCGCGCGGACCCCCAGGCGGCCCGAGAGGUGCAGAGGGUGCAGCUCGCCGCGGGGUUCACCUUCCGCAAUCCCGGUCCUCCUCUCCCUCCCGCGUCCCGGCGUCCCGCCCCGGCCCGCCCCCGAGCUGUAGGCGGAGGAGUGGAGCGUGAAGGCGGCGGCAGGGUGGCUCUGGUCGCUCCCCACUCCGCCAUCUGUCCCCCCGCGGCUGUGGACGCCGGGCUGGAGGAGCAGCCGCAGGCAGCGCGCGGCCUCCUUCCUCUGCUUGGCCUAAUGUGCCCCGGUUUCCCGAGCCGGGUGUCUGUCUGUUUCUCCUGUUUUCUGUUCUGCCUGGUGAUGGCGCCUGGGAUUAGCAACCACAAAAAAAAAAAAAAAAAAAAAAAAAAAAUGUGGUUUUGUGGGGUUAUUUUUUUCCGUUUACUCGUGGCAGGAUUAUCUCUUCCCUGCCACCCCAGCUGCGGCACCCAGUAGGCCCCUGGCUGGGAGGGUUCAUAGAUUAUGGGGAAGCAUCCAGGGGUGGGGUCCCUUACCUUUUAGCCUCCACCUAAACCUGAUGGGAAGUCCAGUGGGGAAGGAAGAAAUAGCCAGUAUUUAUAUCAUCUACCAUAUACUGAGUUGGGGGGGGGGGGGGCGGGUAUAUGUGCUUGAAUCCACCAGAGACCUCUUCAGAGUAAGUGUCCAUCUGCAGUCAUUAAUUCACUAUCCUCGUGUUGGCUUUCAGGUGGCAGGUCCUAAUUCAAGGACCUAAAACCUCGUUUUUUUCUGGUGCUCCUGGCCCAUCUUUUUGUCAGCAGCUCUUCCCUCCCCCCCUUGGCUUCAUGGAUCCAUUGUCCUCACAUUUCCCAGUGUUAUCACUGAAUCUCCAUGAGAUCCAGACACAUUUUCUUUCCCCUCUUUCCAAGGAACCCCUUCUCUCAAGUUAUCUGUUCUCUACGCCAUUUUCUUGAGGGUAGUUCUCUAUUUUUCAAGCUAAUCUACAAGUGAGUCUGUGUUCAUGACAAAACGACUUUUUUCUAGUUAAAACUUAAUUUUAUCAAGGGGAUUUCAACGUCCUAACCCAGGGGUUCUUGAACUUGAGUGUACGUCAGAAUCGCCUAGAGGUCUUGUUAAAACACGGAAGGCUGAGUCCCACCCUACAGUGGGGCUUAAGAAUUUGCUUUUUAAUAGGUUGUCAAGGGAUCUGAUAUUGGUAGCUCAGGACUAUUUGAGGGCCAUUACCCUAACAAAAUAAUGAUGCCGGUGAGAAUGUCUAGUGUUGUAGCUGCAUGAGGAAGAGUACCCCAACUCAUGGGAUCCUUGAUUGGUGGAACAGAAAAAUCAUGAGAGAACUAGUUUAGUGGUUCUCAACCUUACCUACCCAUUAGAACCACCUAGUGAGUCUUAAAAUAAAUUUACCAGUACCCAAACCAGACCAAUUGAAUUCUUCUCUGGGGUUUGGGAUGGGGCUGGGUAUAGGUAGGUUUUUAAUAGCCCCACAAAAGAGACACUAAAGAGGACGACUGCUGCUAAAGUCUAACUAGGCCUUGUACUAGUAUCCUAGAUGAGAAUACUGUCCAUCCAGGGAGAUUAUGUGGUUGGUCUAAGAUUACGUGACUGGUGAGUUGGAGAACUCAAGCCUCUUGAAUUUUCAGAACUUUCUACCAUACCGUAAUGUCG
Pipistrellus kuhlii (Kuhl's pipistrelle) is the source of this 2301-nucleotide messenger RNA. It is a transcript of the gene CNRIP1, whose product is annotated as cannabinoid receptor interacting protein 1. Gene Ontology annotation, molecular function: type 1 cannabinoid receptor binding. Gene Ontology annotation, biological process: negative regulation of signaling receptor activity. NCBI's taxonomy places the organism in Eukaryota, Metazoa, Chordata, Mammalia, Chiroptera, Vespertilionidae. The transcript is spliced from 2 exons. Gene Ontology annotation, cellular component: plasma membrane. The coding region runs from base 466 to 1116 and encodes 216 amino acids. The record is from RefSeq and is a predicted model, not a curated record.